AUGUUCUUCAAGCGUCGCAGUCGCGCCAACAGCUACCUUGACGACUCCGCCGACUCCCCCUCUGCCAAAUCCUACGCGGCUGCCGACGCAAAGUACGACCGCCCGCCCUCGUCGCGCCACGACUCCGCCCCUCACAUCAACACCCACAACGAGCCCGUCACUGUCACCGUCGAAAAGGAUCCCGCCAUGUAUUCGCGCCAAACCGCCCCCCAGGAAACUUAUGCCGUCGGGCCACGCCCCAUGACGGGCGGAGGCCACAACGCCAUGCCGCCAAUGGAAAUGCACAGCGGCAUGGGCGACGCCGGCGCCGGCAUGGGUGGUGGCAUGGGCGGCAUGGGCGGCAUGGGCAUGGGAAUGGGCGGCGGUGGUGUGGACCUCUUGACCAGAGCAUUCAACGAAGCUGUCCGGCCCUACAUGGAGAAGAUCGAUCACCUGGAGAGCCAAAUCGUGGAGCUGAAUGCCUGGAUCGAGAGUUUGGAGCAGCAGCGUGCCGAGGUGCAUUCGUGGAUUGACAAGAGAGGACUCCGGCCUGACGUUCCUCCCAGCAUCGCAAAGCACAUGGACAGCUCCGACCCCACGGCUGCGCAAACUCUCAACGCGCAGCUUGACCGCAAGAUCACCAUCGUCAACUUCGACCUGCACCGGCUGCAAGACGAUCUGAACGACAGCAUCAGCGCCUCACACUUUGCCAGCGCCAUGGCCAAGUUCCUGCCGGACAUCGCGCGGCUGGCCGCCCUGCCAGCAGGCCCGCGUUUCGCGUUCGACCUGAUCCUCAAGCUCGGCGGCAACCUAAACAGCCACGGCGGGCUGGAUGCCGGCGACGAGGAGGACAUCGCCGCGCGACGUGACUUCUACGGACGGCUAGACAUGGCCAUGGUGGAGGUGGUGCGGCGACGUUUCGAGGAGCGCGAAGAGUGGCAUGUGCAACGCGAGAUUAAGCGCAUCGAGAAGACGGCCGCGUACCUGCGGAACUACGGCAUCGACCCCUACUUCCCUGCGACUCUGGAUCUGAUGGAGCGUAAACUGGUGAACGGCGGCGGCGCUGGCGCCCCCGCCCCCGCCGGCGGCAGUCCGCCCAGGUACACGUAAGCCACUCUAUCAACUUCUCUUCGACCACCACCACCACCACCACCACCACCACCACCACGAAGCCAAAACAGCGCGUCGGCGGCGGCAGCGGCGGUGGCCCGCAUUGGGAGAAGAGAGGAGGCAACGACUCGCGAUACCCUGCGCGACGACACCGUGCGCACGCUACGCCCGCACGCGGCAACAGCACCAUCUCUCUUUUUUCUUUUUAACUCUUCUCUGUCAGCAUUCGGGACCACGUUGUGUUAACACACGGCUUUACAGAUCACGAGAUGAUCUGAUGGACUGACUCAUCGCGAGCGUGGACGAGCGGGUGCGCGAUUCGAAGCGCGCGCUUUCCGGAGCGCGCCUCAGCAUCAGCGGUAUCAGCGGCGAGGGUGAGAGCAGCGUGGCCGGCCCCUCGGCUCGGUCGUCGCGCAGCUUGCUCGAUGUUUGGGUCGACAGCUGCGAGGACAUCGAGGCGAGGCAUCUGG
Aplosporella prunicola CBS 121167 is the source of this 1559-nucleotide messenger RNA. RefSeq lists its product as uncharacterized. Bases 1 to 1089 code for a protein of 362 amino acids. Lineage: Eukaryota; Fungi; Ascomycota; Dothideomycetes; Botryosphaeriales; Aplosporellaceae. The transcript is spliced from 2 exons. The record is from RefSeq and is a predicted model, not a curated record.